AUUGACUCGUAAGUGUUGAUAUGAGACACCAGAUGGCGCCGUUGAGCUAACCAAGCGUAACAUUAAACAGAAGAAGAAGAAGCGCGGAACAGGAAGCGUGCAUCCUUCCAACGUGCUCCUAGUGAAGCUGCCGUAGUUACUAUUAACGAUGAAGCACACCGAGGAAAGCCCACAGCGACCCUCCCUUUUUCUAGAAGUCUGCUGCCAAAACGAGGAGCCCCGUCUCCCGCUGCACACCUCCAUCGCCCUGUUUCUCCUGUCCUACUGCGAGUGCAAGUCCUUCAAAGUCUUCCUGGUCUUCGGCACACCUGGCGGCUCCCACGCCCUGAGGGGUCAGCUGCCAGCCGGGUUGGACGUGUGCGACCUGCGGCCGGAGGAUGUGCCCCGGCUGGUGAGGGGCUGCCGUCUCCCCGCGGUGCUGGAUGAGACCGGGAUGCUGUGCAGGGCGGGCCUGGCGGUGGUCCUGAGACACGUCAUCGACAAGACCACCGAGGCGGACCCUUCCAGAAAGAAUGUUCUGGCACUGCUGGGGUUCAAGAAGACCUGCCUGAAGGCCUGUGCGGAGGUGAGCAAGUGGACCAGACUGUGUGAAAUCGGAAUCCCCUCCGCAGUAGAAGAACACCUCAAAGAUCCCACUAACCCAGAUCAGCAGCUGCCUCUCGCCAUCCUCACCCUGGAGCGCAGGCGAGCGGAGCCGGUCAAAGUCCACAACGACGACAAGAUCCGGAGACAGAAACUCCAAGCGCAGAAAAGGAAUAAAAAGAAUCAAGGCAAAGGGAACCGAAACGCUCAGCCUGAGCCCGGACAAUCGCCUCAGGUCAGUGACGAGCACGAGCUCAGGACGGCUCUGGCCAAGCUCUCUGUGGAUCCAGUUCCAACAGCGGCCACCAGAGAGAACUCCGACAUCAGGAAAGUUAAAACCACGGACCUGCCUCCACUGGAGCAUGUGUUUGCAGAAGGACUGUACUUCACUCUGACCGACGUGGUGCUGCUGCCGUGCAUCUACCAGUACUUGUGUUCCCUCCAAGCUCACGCUGCGAGCUCUCUCCAUCAGCUCCCCCACCUGCUGCGUUGGUACAGCCGUGUUCAGGAGGUACCCGGGGUCCUUAGGGCUGCCAAGGAAUGUGGGAUGGAUCUGUCCAUCCCCCGAGUGCUCAUGUCCGGCCUCCCGGCGCCCUCAGCAGAAGACAUCCCACCUAGCCCGUCGGAGCCAGAAGAAGGGAAGGAGACGACCCUGCAGCUCCGCUUUGUCGGCGGCCCGAGGCCCACAAUGACAAAGCUUCAAGAGAGUGGCAUUGAGGCAGAGUUCACGCCUCAUCCCUGCCCUGACUGGACACUCCCUUGGGACAGCUUACCGGGAGCCAUCAGCCCCACUGAAGGGAAUGUGUCGAACAUCCGUGUGGUCCGGAAGCGGCAACAGCUGAACAACUUGGUUGCCAUGGUUACGGAGCUGGCCAGGCCAGGGCACACCGUUGUGGAUUUCUGCAGUGGAACGGGCCAUUUAGGGAUUGCUUUGGCUCACACACUUCCGGAUUGCCAGGUCAUCCUCAUAGAGAACAAAGAGGAGUCAUUGCUCCGGGCUCAGAAUCGUAGCGCUGAGCUUGGCCUUAAAAACAUCGGCUUCGUUCAGGCUAAUUUGGACUACUUCACCGGACCGUUUCACAUUGGGGUUGCCCUCCAUGCAUGUGGCGUCGCAACCGACAUGGUGAUGGAGCAUUGCAUCCAGGCGCGAGCCGCCUUUGUCAUCAGCCCGUGUUGCUACGGCUUCAUCCAAAACGCAAUCAAGUUCACCUUCCCCAAAAGCAAAAGGUUCCAAGAGACUCUGACAUACAAGGAACACAUGAUCCUUUGUCGCUUCGCGGACCAAACCGCUGUCCAGCUCCCUCCUGAGAAGCGACUCAUUGGUAAACAGUGUAUGGGCCUGGUGGACUUGGACCGCUCUUGGGUAGCACAGACUCACGGCUACUCUGUGCAGGUGAUGACCAUGGAGCCUGAAAGCUGCUCGCCAAAGAACAACCUGCUGGUGGGAAAGCUGCCGUGCGGGAGCGGACUGGAGGUCGAUGCUGCACAACAAGAGGCCCCGGCGCAUAAUUAGCGCUCUGAGAAGUUGUGGGGUCAGGAUUUUACAAAGUGCACAGCCUCCGCUUGUGUAAUCAUGGUGCUGAGAAUUUUUUAUCCACCCUUGAUUUUUUUUUUUUUUUUUUAUGUUUUAACAAGCCAAGGAAAAUAAACGAGAUGUUAGCUCAUUAUUUCUGGUCUAGCUGGCCUCAAAAAUCACUUUUUAAGAAGGAUGUUAACGGCGAUGUGUGUUUUGAUGCGAUAAAUUAAUUGCGAUCUGAAAAUGACUCGUGUACCUUCUUAAAUUCACUCAAUUGUUGGACGCUUGGAAAAUUAAAAGUUUGAGCCACAA
Molecule: messenger RNA, 2410 nt
Organism: Gasterosteus aculeatus aculeatus (three-spined stickleback)
Lineage: Eukaryota; Metazoa; Chordata; Actinopteri; Perciformes; Gasterosteidae
Gene: gstcd
Product: glutathione S-transferase, C-terminal domain containing
Cellular component (GO): cytoplasm
Source: RefSeq, a predicted model, not a curated record